AUGAAAUCCUGGUGCCUGAGUGUGUCCGACACUACAUGUUGAGUCAGCCUGAGAGCCAACUCAGCUCCUCCGCAAACACCAGUCCCCGCCGCAGACAUUUCCAGCCUCUUUUACCCAAAGGGGUGUCGCAAGUAUAUCACCUUCCCGACUCCAGCUCUUCUUCCCAUGACAUUGCCGACACAGAGGCAAGAAUCAAAGAAAAAGAAAAGAAUCGGAGGGAAGAAGAAAAGAGAAAGAAAGAAGCAGCAGCAGCAGCAAGAAAGGAAUCGCUCAGCCAACAGAAAGGUCAGCACGAAGAAGAAGAAGAAGAAGAAGAAGAAGAAGAAGAAGAAGAAGAAGAAGAAGAAGAAGAAGAAGAAGAAGACUCCAUGGUACAACAAGCAUUUCCCAAGAUUCAAACAAUGGGACCAGAGGGUCCAGCUGUUUACUGCCCCUGGACAAUGAAAGAAAUGAAGGAAAUGUUGAAACAUCUCCCUGAAAUUCAACAAGACGGCGACAAAUUUGCCAAAGCCCUACUCCUGUUCUGCCAACAGUUAUCUCCUACCAUGCCUGAGAUAAAAAAAUUACUGACAUUAAAAAUCGGGCCAACACAUGCCAGCCAUUUCACAGCACUGCUGGCCGGUCAAACUGGGUUGAAGAAACCACAAUGGGACCAUGCAGACAACGCCCCAUACCGCAACGCCCUCACCGCACUCGGCGACGCCAUCAAAGCCAAGUUUCCAGCCAAAGUUGACAUGUCAACGAUCUCUGCCUGUAAACAAAAUACAGAAGAAUCAGUAAAUGACUAUUAUCAUCGUCUGCAUCAAGUUUUCAACGAAAACAGCGGCAUCGCCAAGCCUGACGGCUAGCCCACCCCUGAGACAGGCGUGUGGGAGGCCAACCUCAGCCACACUUUCCUCAACGGUCUCGCAGCCCCCAUCUCCACAUCUGUAAAACAAACCUGCAUUGGAGUGAUGGAUGGUGCCAAACUUGAAGAAUUGCGCAGACAGGCCAUACAUGCCCAACACCGCCUCAACGAAGAAAAGGUCAACGACGACAAGAAAAGACGUGACAGGAAAGACAAAGCCCAACUGACCAUGGUCCAAGCUGUAACAGGUUGAUCAUACCAACCCCAAGGCGAUAACCGUGGCCGAGGAGGGUACAGAUGGUAGAGGUGGUUUCAGAGGCAGAGGACGCGGUGGCGAGGGACAAAACACCCAUGGAGGACGGGGCAGAGGCCGCCAAACCAACCAAGAAGCAAGGGAAGAUGGAAGCUGUUUCAUCUGCCGAUCCAAAGACCACUGGGUCAAUGACUGUCCGAAAGCCGUAUGGAACCAGAACCGGGGAAAUCAACAACAAGGGGGAACUUCAGACUGACGUGCGGAGGAGGAGGAGAGAAGGGUCCGGUCGAGCGAGACGGAACAGGAGCACACCCACCCCCAACCAACCAGACGAUUUGGGCUCCUAAUGCUGGAUUUUAUCGAACUUAGCCUGGAGUCCUGGACACAAGCCCUGCCCAUUGUGCUGAUAUACAUAAGGAUGCGGAAACGAACACGGAGUCAACUCAGCCCUUUUGAGAUCCUUUUUGCAGCCCCUACACAGAUUGGGACCAAGGCGCCAGGAUGUCCCCUUCCUUCCACAAGCCUGUGUGAGGAUGCUAUGUUGUCAUAUUGUGUUAAACUGUCAUCCACUUUAGCAGAUAUCAGACACCAGGUAGCGGCAGCUCUAUCUACCCCUGCUACUGGUCCACUCCACCGUAUCCAACCAGGCAACUUCGUGCUGGUCAAGGACUUCCGGAGAAAGAGCUGGAAAUCCAACCGUUGGCAAGGUCGCCGAGAGCCACGUGGGUCCACGCCAGCCACUGCAAAGCUGUCAUCUCCGCCCCUGUCUAGCCGGUCCAGUAGAAACAGACGACGACAAGUGACGUGCCAAGUCACCAUCAGCACCACACACGCAGUACAUACACCCUAGUACCACACACAAGAAUCAUGGGCGUGGGCCAGCUGUGCUGUUUCAUAUGCCUCUGGUUCCUUGUCUGUGCCGUCAUUGUGUGGGGCUUAAUUGAUAUGGUCAUGAAGGCACGGGCUCAGUCAGACUAGACACAUCCACUAAGGAGACGACGACACCAACAUAAACUUUGUGCCUGAACAUUUGCGAAUAACUGAAGAUGGAGCCCCUCCGACAAGAACUAGCUAAUAAUCUAAUUAUACGCCAACGUCACCGUAA
Molecule: messenger RNA, 2205 nt
Organism: Notothenia coriiceps (black rockcod)
Lineage: Eukaryota; Metazoa; Chordata; Actinopteri; Perciformes; Nototheniidae
Product: nucleolin-like
Exons: 2
Coding region: 36-848 (270 amino acids)
Source: RefSeq, a predicted model, not a curated record